Molecule: messenger RNA, 1086 nt
Organism: Diaporthe batatas
Lineage: Eukaryota; Fungi; Ascomycota; Sordariomycetes; Diaporthales; Diaporthaceae
Exons: 6
Coding region: 1-1086 (361 amino acids)
Source: RefSeq, a predicted model, not a curated record
AUGAGAAUUGGCAAAGGCGUUGCGAUGAGUCCCGGCGAACUCGACAGGCUGUAUAAGGGCUCCGGGAAAGGGACACUGAGUGAUCCAAAGAUUUACUACAAUACAAACACUAACAGUGUGUCCAGAGUGCUGCUUGAACAGUGCGAGAAGGUUGCCAAGGACGAGGCACGACGGCUUGGGAUGACGUGUGCCGUCAUCAGAGGCGAUCUACACAACACUACUCGAACCCUGGAUGAGUAUACCAAAGAGGUCAUCAUGGUCGAGGACCCAACGAACAAGGGCAAAUUGAUACCGCUCUUGGAGCCUAUCGACGAUCACUUGACGAUAGCAUUCGGGUCAGUCCUCUAUGACCGCACCACCUGUGGGACUGACAACAUCCAGAUACAGGGUCACCUGUUCCUCAAUGUUGAGCGAGAACCCGGGUCAACGUCUUGGACAAACCAGCGCCACGAGUCCGGGCUCAUUUUGCCAAAGCCGCUCUGGGACAUGUCCAAGGAAUUCGAUGCUGGUCUUGCAAAGAUCACAGUCCACGCCGGGGUGGUAAACCAACCAACCAACCUGCCCUCCCUGCGUAUCGUAACCCACACACCUUUUGACAACAUUCCCCUGGAGACUGUGUUGACAAACCAAAACCCCCAGAUAUUCUGGGGCCUCAGCCCAAACGACAUCCCAAGGCCGGUCAAAGACGCAGUUGAGACGGCCGUGCGGCAGCAGAUAGUUGAGCAUGGCCUCACUUGCGCCAUCAUCCGCCUCGAAACGCUCGCCGGAUACUACGACGGCGCCAAGAACAAAAACACCGCCACCGCUGGCGCCCCGGACGAGCCCGUCGGCCACUUCGCCAUCUACCUAGGCACGACCCCAGCAGACGCCGAGCUCAAGACGCACCUCCCCGCAGGCUCAGGCAAGCCAGGUCCGCCCCACGCGUCGGCCAGCCCAGCCGCAGAGCAGGAUGAUGAUGGGGCGCGGACGCCGUCGAUGAGUGAGAUUGAGGAGGAAUACAGCCAGGUGGAGAAAAAGUCCAAGGGGGCGAGCAAGAGGCUGUCCAAGAUCGGGGCCAGUGUUGGGAAGUUUGUGCGGCUCAACUAG